This is a messenger RNA of Schistosoma turkestanicum, 7526 nucleotides long. The record is from the annotation of a GenBank genome assembly. Lineage: Eukaryota; Metazoa; Platyhelminthes; Trematoda; Strigeidida; Schistosomatidae.
UUUUUAUUUUGAAAAAAAUAAUAUCGAAAAUUCAUGACAGAACAAAUUCCAUUUCAUCGUACAUCGACAUUAAGACAUCGUGUCAGUCGGACUGGUUCAGUUGGACAAGAUAAUGCCGGGGCUGGUGGGGUUAAUAUCACUGGAAGUAUGGCUGCGUCGACUGGCGGUGCAACUAGUGGUCUUCAACAACAGUCGAGUGUCAGGAGACCAUCGAUAAUGCAAAAAUAUAUGGGUGAAAUUGAAUUUACCGGAUUAAAUCAAACGGCUAGAUUUUGCAAAUUGAACAGUGAUACACCAGAUUCUGUAUUACGUGAUAUUUUAAAGCGUAAAUGGGGUUUAAAACCACCGACAUUGAUUAUCACUGUAUUCGGUACAGAUUUUGAAAAGAAACGUAAAUUAAAAAUGAUCUUUAAAAAAGGUUUAUGGAAAGCUGCAGAAAGUGGUUGUUGGAUUGUCACAGGCGGUUUUCAUUUGGGUGUGAUGAAAUUGACUGGUGAAGCUGUACGUGAUUACACUGAUGCUUAUGGUGGUAAUCGGAUGAUGGCAUUCGGUGUAGCCAGUUGGGAUUGUGUUACAAAAAAUGAAAUACUUGAAGCUGCAUUACAUGAGGGUACAGCUGUCUAUCAAUCAGAAGAGGAUGAAGAAGAAGAAGAAGAGGUUGAUGUCAGUGAACCAAUUCUUAUGGAUCCAUUAACACAAACCACCGGACUGAAAUCAAUGCGUAGUGAUAUUGAAGAACGUGCUUUAGAUCCAAAUCAUAAUUUCUUUGUUCUUGUUGAUGAUGGCACUACAGAUCAAUUGAAAGGUAAAGAAGCUGAAUUACGUUCAAGAUUUGAACGUUGUAUAUCAUUGUGGAAUUGUGCAAGUAAUCCACAAGAACAGUUGACAAAUCAACAAAGUACUACUACACAAAGUUCUACAACACAUUUACAGCAAUCACAACCGCCUCAACCAGCACAGAAUGGUAUUACCACAUCAACGAACAUUGAUAAUAAUAAUAAUAAUAAUAAUAAUAAUAAUAAUACUAAUCAGUCAAACACAGGAGGAUUACAACGACAAGGUAGUACAAUGAUGGCUGGUGGCCAAGUGAGUACAACAUCUGGUCCACAGACAAGUGUUACAUCAAUAGGUAAAAAUUCUGCUAUAACCGGUGCUUCAUCAAGUAAUUCUGCUUUGAGUAAAGGUGUCAGUGAAUUGGCAGUGAGUAAUCAACCAGUGUCGACUUCAUCGACUACACGUGGUGGUGCUGGCGGCGGCGGUGUAAAAGACAAACUUCCGACGGAAUCAAGUUGUUUAAAACCAGCUAAAAGUGGUAAAUCCGUUGGUAGUGAAGAAGAGAUUUUGGUACCGAUGUGUGGUUUAGUAGUUGGUGGUGAUCGAUUCACACUGCGUCAAGUGUAUUGUUCAAUGAUACGUAAUCGUUGUCCAAUUGUUGUAACAAAGGGUACUUCAGGUGCUGCAGAUGUUAUAGCAUUUGGAUUAGAUGCAGCGAAUAAAAUGGCAUCGGAAGAAGUUGUCGAUGAUAAAGAUCAAGUACCAUUGGAGGCUAGGAUUGAAUCAAUCAUUGAAGAAUUUCUUAGUGAUUUACAUCCGGAUUAUACAAAUUAUACAGAUGAAGUGAAUAUGUUAUGCGAAAUUAUUAAUGAUUAUUCAAAUCUAGUGUCAGUAUUUGAUAUGGAAGAAGAUUCUGAUUUAGAUGGUUAUGUGAUUUCAUCAUUGCUUGCUAGUGCUGGUUCAACGGUUGCAUCGGAUCAAAUUAAUUUAGAACAAUUAGAAAUCACUUUAACAUUGAAUCGUGCUGAUAUUGCACGUGAGAAAAUAUUUUUAGAGAAUAAAAAAUGGAAAAAAGGUCAAUUGAACGACUACAUGUAUCAAGCGUUGAUGAGUGAUCGACAUGAUUUUGUCAAAUUAUUCUUAGAACAAGGUUUCAGUUUAGAAGAUUUUCUUACUGUUUAUAUGUUGGAGAAAUUAUAUACUGAUCAGUUGAAAAAUUUGAAUUCAAAAGUUGCAAUUUUCAAUAAAAUGUGGGAAUACAAUCGUUCACAUCGAACAUCGAAAGUGGCUUUACGUGAUGUUGGCAAAGUAAUCAAAGCGUUAGUUGGUGAUUUUUAUCAUCCUUUAUAUUUAAGCAAAGAAUUUCAAACGAAAUUAAUGCCUGAAAAGCGACUAGAAGGCGCUGAUAUAUGUCAACGUUUUAUUCGUUCACGUAAACUAAGACAUAGUGAAGAUUCCAGUAAUUUCUCAUCAUCCAUCUCGUCAUCUAAUAAUAAUAAUAAUCUUCCUUAUAAUCAUCAUCGUCCUCAUCAUUAUGGAGCAAUAUGUCCACGUACACUUGGUCUUAAGGAUAAUGUACGAUUUAUUGAUCAUGGAGAAGAUAAUGAUUAUGUGAAUUUGAAUAAUAUUAAAUCGGCAAUGGUGACCUCGACGACAACCCUGACAACGACGAUGUCGACAAUUACACCAACUACUACAACAACAGUAGCUGAACAGAUAGGAUUUCGUAAUCCAGCAUUUAUAGAAUGUGAUAGAACGAGAACUCGAGCAAUAAUUCGUCGAGGAGCUACAAGUGUUGAACCAGCUGAAGAGAAUAACGACGAGGAUGAUUAUGAUGAAGAUGGUGGUGAUGAGGAUGACGACGGAGAUGGAAUAUACAAGAAUAAUACUGAUGGAUACACAGGGAAUUAUCGACUACCACGUAGUUCAACUGCAAUGACUACAGUGAGUGGUGAACCAUUGCUUGCAUCUGGUGUCGGUUUUCGUCAUAGUGAAAAAGUCAAUGCAUCAACAGUAACACUAGUUGGAGGUGGUAGAGUACGAGGUGGAAAUAUUCAACAACAUCAGCAUCAAUAUGAUCCGAACGAAUCAUCACGUUCUCAUUCACGUAAUCCUUUCACAACUCCGAUAAAAGAUAUCACUGAUGAUAAUACAGAGAUUCAUCCGAAAAGAAAUAUCUAUUUGUCAGCUACAAGAAAUAAUAAUGGUACACGAAUCGGGCAUAGUAAUAGUCGCAAUCGUUACGAACAAACCAAUGAACAUGAUAUGUUGAUUCCAGGUCAACCAUUGAUUUACAAUGCAACUGUCACAAAUAUCAAUCGAUCUGGUCAUGGUAUACGUGGUCCACAUACAAGUCUCGGUCCUGGUCAUUUUCGUUUAGCUGGUAGAGCCCCACUGGCUUAUGAUGCCACAUCAAUGGGAACAACCAGUCCAAUACAAUCACCAAAACCAAUCUUAAAUGAAAAUUUACAAUUUUCAUUUGACAAUGAUCAUGGUCAACGUACAUCCAAUCAAAAUGAAAAAUUCACUAAACCCGUGUUAUUUGAUCAUGAAGACGAGGAUGAUGUGAUUAUCAACGCAAAACCGUCGAGAUCAUGUUUUAUGUCAUGUUUACAACGAAUUUCAACAUUCUGUUGUCGAUUAUUUAAAUGUAAUACAGAUUCACAGAAACCAAUGAAAAUCUCUCAUCUUAGUCAAGAGAUAAGUGGGAUUAAAGGUCCAAAAGAAUUUGCUACCCUUCGUGCGAUGGCAGCAUUGGCUGCAGCCACAGCGGCAACCGCUGUAGCCGAUCCAACAAAAGCUACUCAAGGAGAUUUGAUAAUCCCAUCAAAUUUCUUUGAACCAGAUGAGGAACAAACGAAAUCCAUUCAAUUGGAUCGUCCAGCCAGAGAAUUAUUAAUUUGGUCGAUACUGGUUGGAAAAUUACGUAUGGCUGAAUUAUUUUGGACUAUGGAAAAAGAACCUAUAGCAGCUGCUCUAUUGGCUUCAAUUUUAUUGACAUCGUUAGGGAAUAAAACUGAUGAUUUCACUGACAAAGAGGAUUAUAGAAGUUUUGCAAAAAAUUUUCAAGAACGCGCUGAAGGUGUGCUAAAUGAAUGUUAUCGUGAAGAUGAACAUCGGACACAGUUAAUUAUUAAUCAUGAAUUAAUUUAUUAUGGACGUAGUUCAGUGAUUAAAUUAGCUGCUGAAGGUCAAAGUAUCAAAUUUAUGGCACAUCCAUGUUGUCAAGAUUUUCUAACUAAUACAUGGAGUGGGAAUUUAUCAACAAAGAAUAGUGUAUUUAGGUAUAUUAUGGGUGUUAUCUGCGGUUUGACUAUGCCAUUUCUCAUACCAAAAGUUAUCUUAUCCAAACCGAAAACAAGUCCAACUACAGAAGGAGAAGAAUCCGGUGCUACCUCAGAACAACAAGGAUCUACACAAACUGAUCAUACGUUAAAAUACAUGUCACAUGCAGAAGAUGCUGGAAAAAAAGGUGUUCGAAAAACAUUACAAGCUAGAACUUUGGAAUAUAUUUCACAGAUUCGUGAUUUUUAUAUGGCACCAGUUGUUCGUUUUGUGUAUAAUACUAUUUCCUAUAUUACAUUUCUGAUAUUAUUCAGUUAUCUUUUAUUAGUGGAUUUUCGUAUCAAUAUCACUGUUGUUGAAUAUAUUGUCAUAGCAUGGGUGAUUACAUUGUUUAUUGAAGAAAUUAAACAGAUUGCUUGGGCUGUCUUAUCUGGAAUCAGUUUUCGAACAUACAUUUCUGAUGGUUGGAAUAAACUGGAUUGUGCUGGUUUAGCGUUGUACAUUGUUGGUUUUAUUCUUCGGCUGAUUGUAUUGCUACGACUGGGUGGUAAUGAAAAUGGUUUUGAUUAUGAACAUGAACGAUAUUACAUUGUCACUGAUCCUAUAUUGGAUCCAUCACGUAUAUGUUUGGCAAUUAGUUUGUUCACAUUUUAUAUACGUUUAAUGUAUACAUUCAGUUUUCAUAUUGCAUUAGGACCAAAAUUGAUUAUGAUUGGGAAAAUGGUAACAAAUGAUUUAAUUCCAUUUAUGAUUAUUUUAACUGUGAUUAUGGUUGGUUAUGCAGUGGCUGCACAAUCAAUUGCAUAUCCAAAUGGUUUAUUCACAAAAGAAAAUAUGACAAUAAAUUCCGAGAUUAAACAUAUGACAUUUGCUGAUAUUAUAUUUUCCAUGUAUACAACAGCUUAUUUUCAAAUGUUUGGUGAUUUCAGUUUGGAUGCAUUACAAGGCGAAGAUCGUACAUGUCAAAAUCAUAUGUGUCCUACAAAAAUAUCACGUUGGCUUGUACCAAUUAUGCUUGGAUUCUAUGUUUUAUUAACUAAUAUCCUUAUGUUCAAUUUACUUAUUGCUAUGUUUUCUAAAACCUAUGAAGAAAUUGAAAGUGCAUCAACAUACUAUUGGAAUUAUCAAAGAUAUCAAAUGAUCAAUGAUUAUGUGCACAGAUCACCACUUGCUCCACCAAUUAUUAUUGUUUGGCAUUUCUAUGAAGCAUACAAAGCAAUUGGUAAUCAAUGUGCAAGUUUAAGAAAUGCUGAAACAGCAAAAUAUAAUCCAUUUUGUGUACGUUUUACUGAUUUGAAAAAAGAACGUGAAAUGGUCAAAUGGGAACAUAUGAAAGCGAUGGAUUAUUUACGUGAACCAUCAACUAAAGCCACUGGGAAACGAGGUGUCGCUGAAUCACGUGCUGUAGUAUUUCGUGGAGGCGGCGGUGGUGGAGGCGGUGGAGGUCUUGGUCUUGGUCAAGGACCAAUGAUGGAUAUAAAGAGUGAGAUGUCCAGUGUUACGGAGGGUAUUGGAAUGGAAUUAGAGAAACGAUUUAAAGAGAUCGAUAAUCAGUUUCAACGUUUUAACGAUGUCGAUUCACGGCUGAAUGAUGUAACACAAUUAUUAACAAAUUUAUCGGAAGUAAUCAAUAAUGUGACUGAGACUCAACAACGAAUUAUUCGUCAAAUAAAUGAACUACCUACAUGUCAGUGUAAUGAAUUCACUGAUGAAGUUGUUCCUGUACAAAAAUCUUCUACACUCCCAACUGAUACAACCACACCGGAGACUAGAAAACGUACAAAACUAGAAGUAGCUAUUCAAUCGGCAUUAGAAGCAGCGAAAGAUGUUUUACGGCCACCAACACCUCCGCCACCACCUCCACCACCUCCUCCACCGCCAAGGGAAUCACCUGUAUUACUGGCUGCUGUUGUCCCAGGAUCCGAAGAUGAAUCCAGUGGUUCCGAAGAAGGUGGAGGUGAUCCGUCGGCUGAUCCAGUAUUAGUACCACAAGUUCCAGAUAGUAAAACCGGUCGAGUUAUUGAAAGAACAUUAGGUGAUCAUAGAUUAUGGAGAAUGGCACCGUUUAAUUUUGAAAAAUAUCCUGGUAUGAGAAUGAAUGUACCACCGGAACGUAUGGCAUGGACUGUUGAAUAUCCUGAUUAUUUCGCUUAUGAUGCUUGUGAAGAAGUGUUAUUGUUUCCAUCGGAAGAGUCAAAUGAUGGUGCAAAUUUCACACAUGGCAACAUCGUAUUUACUUUUGAACAUAGUGAAACUUUACGAACUAUCAAUUUCAAUCAAUAUGAUUCGAAGGCGAAACUACGCAGACAAAGUUUACUUGGUCGAUAUCGUUUAGAUUCAACAACCGGAGCACCAUUAAAUCCAAUGGGUCGAACUGGUUUAUUAGGUAAAGGUUUAUUACCACGUUGGGGACCAAAUCAUUCAUUUGUAUUAUGUAUUACAAGAUGGACAAGAGAUACACGUACCGGGGCACAAGUGAUACGAAGUAAUCGUGGUGUAUUACAGUAUUUAGCAUUAGAACGUAAUAAAAGAUUAUGUAUGCCAUGGUAUUUAACAGAUCAUACAAGUAAAUGUGAUUUUGAUGAAUGUGUACCAAAGAUAAUAAGCAGUUUAAUUACUCGACGUGGACGUGCUAUGCUUCCAGAGAAACGUGUUGAAAGAUUAUUAAAACGUAUUGAAAAAGCUGAAGUUACACAGAUUUUCAAAGGUUACUUAGAUGAUCAAUUGAAUGCGGACAGUGCAUGGAUGGAAACUGUUGUGAUUAAUUUACAUGAAUCUGAAAGUAAAGGAGCUCAACUACCCGAUGAUAUACUGAAGUUACUCAAUGAACCUGGUACAGAAGAACAAUCCAAAUGGAUUGAAGUAUCACAUAGUAGUAAUUUACGUACAAGUCAUAAUUAUAUUUUAAAGAAUGUAGCAGAAUUUCGACGAGCAUUUUAUUAAUUCACAAACAGACUCUCUCUCUCUGUGUAGGUGUGAUAAUUUCAAAAAUUCACUUUUGUUUUAACUGAUCAGAGUGUAUAAAACAACACACACACACACACAAUUGUUUUUUGCCUCACAAAUUAUUACAGUAUUACAUUCACCUUUUUGUCAAUUUUAAAACAAACAAACAAACACCAAAGCUACAUAUAUUGAACAUUGAAUGAUGAUGAUGUUAGUUUUUUUUCUUCCUAAACACUUUCCAUUCAUUCAAUGAUUCUUUAAUUUCUUUUUCAAAACUGCUGUUCAUUUGUGUGUGUGUGUAGGUGUGUGUUUGAGUUGUUGAACAAACAAACCGUAUAUAAAUAGUAGGAUUGAUUAUUGAUAAUUGAACGGUAGUUGAUACAUUUCUAAUCAUUAUUGUAUAUUAUUUUCCUUGACUUGAUAAACAGCGGGCGGAAUGAAUAAAUGUGUUUGUUUUUUUGUUUAGAAGUAAACAGAAUAUCUUGUAUUAAUAUAUAUAUAAAUAUAUAUAUUUCAGAGAA